Molecule: messenger RNA, 1734 nt
Organism: Puccinia triticina
Lineage: Eukaryota; Fungi; Basidiomycota; Pucciniomycetes; Pucciniales; Pucciniaceae
Exons: 7
Coding region: 1-1734 (577 amino acids)
Biological process (GO): DNA-templated transcription; regulation of transcription by RNA polymerase II
Cellular component (GO): chromatin
Molecular function (GO): RNA polymerase II cis-regulatory region sequence-specific DNA binding; zinc ion binding; DNA-binding transcription factor activity, RNA polymerase II-specific
Source: RefSeq, a predicted model, not a curated record
AUGGUCCAUAAAACUGGUGUACACAAAUGCCCCGAAUGUCCCAAAACUUUUUCUAGGCUCGAGUACGUUACUCGUCACCGACGGGUCAAGCAUUUGGGAGUUCGCCCCUGGAGUUGUCAGUGCGGCGUUUCCUACGCCCGAAGUGAUCUGCUGACCCGACACAAGCGCAAGUGCAAUAAAGCAAAAAAAUCCAUCGGCUCUGGUUCGAACUACAACUUGGAUGAGGCUUCAGCUUCCCCUGUUUUUCCACCUCACAACGAUUCCAGUAGCAAGAUCGCCUUUGACCCCUCCGACGAUGAUAGCCAGCCGCCGUCUUAUCAACAAGCUAUUUCCGAGCAAGCACCUUUCGCUGCCAAUAUCAACAACACGACACAGCCUCAGUUACAAGCUUCAUCUCUUUCUCCCGAAUUGUCACACGGCGUCCGCACCUUACCUUCGAGACCCAAUGACCUUGCUCGUAUCGAGGAGGUAGAAACUAUCCUUCCAAACACAGCUCCCCGCGAAUUUAACCUCAAUUGCUCGGGCGAACAGGGGCUCAACUCUUUUAUUCCACAAGAUGAUCACGCAUUUUACGGUGACGAUGCGAGGGAGAAUACCGACCAGAGGGAAGAUGAAAACCUUCCCGCGGUUUCCUCAGCAACGGGCGGCUCGAUUGUGCCCCUGGUUAAGUUUUCUGAGCCCUCUUUUUUCAUUAGUGACGUGCCGAUAUCCUCAGCUUUUUAUCUCAACCCCGAGAUUUGGAUACUUGCCUUUUUAUGCCAGAAGUCACAAGGAUUUACUAUCCCACAUAUGGGAAGCUUGUCGCAUUAUCUAUCACGGGCUGCCGAAGUCAUGUGUCCAGUGAUCCCCAUGUUUCACGUCCCUACCUUGAGAGCCCCUCAAAUCUCUAUUCACUUGGGGUACGCCCUCAGUGUAUCCGGUGCGGCAUUGGAAAGCUCAGAGCAUGCAUUGGCGUUCACAGAUCAGUCCCUCUCCUACAAGCGCAUUUCGGUGCAAAACGACUUUUUACGUCCAGACCGAAGCUUCACUUUUAGGUUUGAGCUCCUACAAUCUUUGCUCACUUAUCAGUUUCUCGGCAUGUUUAGUCGUUUGGAAAUUCAGAGGCAACGGGCCGUUAGAUUCAGCCCGACGAUAGUAAGGAACUUCAGAGAGCUCGAUUUCGUUGACACCUUACGCGGUUCUCCGGAUUACGUACAGCUUGCCCUAUCUGGGCAGAUCCCCCUGGACGUUGCUUGGAAAUUAUGGGUGGAAUACGAGGUACGAAAGCGGACUGCGUUUUUGGUUCUGAUAUCUGCUCUCCAACUUCGUGGACCCUACGAAUCAGAGCUGAAACUGUCGGAGGCCAAUCUUCCAUUACCCUGUCAUGAAGAUUUAUGGACAGCGAAGAGCUCGGAAGAAUGGGCUCAAGCGGCUCGAAAACAUGCGAUGUGCUGCUGGCUAGACAACAUGCAGACGAGUGAGAGCUUUUUUGCUAACACAAACAUCCAGGAGGUCGCCGGCGAGCAAUCGAUUCCAUUGCUCAGCGAAGCGCUUGCUGCAUUGCACAUCUCCGACGCGACGAGCCAGACAAAGCCGCCCAUUCCAGACAUACACUGUGUGGGAACAAGCCGUCUCACUGUCCGCGCCGAACGACUAGGAUGCUUUGCCAAAACCGUGAUCUAUCAUGCCCGGGCAAUGACCAAUCAGGCCACCGUCAGUAUCCAUAUGUUAGAGCCGCCUCAGCUGAAUAUUUGA